AUGACCGGUCACCCUCUCCUCUCUCAACUCUCUGAAAUCGACCAACACCGCUUCUGGGAGUACGGACGAGGACCCCGGACUGUCGUCCCUUUCGAAUGCGUUCACCAUGCAUUCGAACACCAUGCCCAAGCCAACCCCCACCUCACUGCACUCGAGGAGUUCGACACCAAGAUCUCCUACCGGGAGCUCGACAACCGGGCUAAUUGCCUUGCCACUCACCUCCGUGGUUUGGGCGUCGACGUUGGCUCGCGUGUUUGCCUCCUCGUCGAGCGAACUCCACGACUUGUCGUCGGUAUCCUGGGUAUCGUCAAAGCGGGUGCAUCCUACGUUCCCCUUGACGGUAAUGUCGUCUCCGAUGGUACCCUCCAUCACGCCAUUCGCGACUCGACCCCAACGGUCGUUCUCACCCUUCGCAAGUUCCAACACCGCCUUGCGGACACGUCGUCAAAGGUCGUCUACUUGGACGACGUUCUGUGCAGUGACUACGACCCUGGUCACUGCAUCAAACCUCAAGACUCUGCCACCAAGUCCGAUUCUGUCUACAUCGUUUAUACCAGUGGUACUACCGGCACGCCCAAAGGUGUUGAUGUUACCCACGGCAAUGUCACGAACCUAUUAUGUCUUGCCCCGGGAAAUCUGGGCAUGAAGCCCGGUAUGAGGGUUGCUCAAAUUAUGAACAUCUCGUUCGACCUUGCGGCAUGGGAAAUUUUGGGCGCCAUGAUGAACGGCGCUACCCUCUGCCUUCGAGGAAAGACAUCCAAAGAAUGGAGGGCCGUUAUGAGAUCUGUUGACAUAUUGAUCUCCACCCCAUCGAUGCUGACACCUCAUAAACCCGCUGAUUAUCCCAACCUCAAGACCGUCGCAGUUGCCGGCGAGCCCUGCCCAAAAGCCACCGCUGAUUCUUGGGGCGCACAUGUCAAUUUCUACAAUUGCUGUGGCCCUACUGAGGUCACAAUUGUGAAUACCAUGCAACAUCACACCCCAGGCGACACAAUCACCAUCGGGGGUCCAACUCCCAACAACUCUGUUUAUGUUCUCGAUGAGAAUAUGUCUCCUGUCCCAAUCGGCGAACCCGGGCUGAUGUGGGCUGGCGGUGCUUGCGUCACCAAAGGCUACCUCAAUUUACCUGACAAGACCGCUGAACGUUACAUCCCCGACCCAUUUGCGAAUGAUGGUUCGAUGAUGUUCAAUACCGGUGACCUGGGACGAUGGCAUAUGAAUGGCACCCUGAUCCCUCUUGGGAGGAUCGACAAUCAAGUCAAGGUCAAGGGGUUCCGGGUGGAACUGGAUGGCGUUGCUGCUGCUAUCGAGUCCUGUCCGGGAGUUCAGGUGGCUACCGCUCUCCUUAUCGACGAGGAACUGUGGGGGUUCGCCACUCCCUCUUCUCUCGACGUCGAGAGUGCUAAAGCAGCCGCACUCAAGGUCCAACCCUACUACGCCGUUCCAACGAGAUUCCUCACUAUGGAUGAAUUCCCCAAGACAGCAAACGGAAAGACUGACAAACGUGUCUUGCGUCAAAUGGCUAUCGACACAAGGGAUCGGGAGCAGGUGUCGGUUGCCAAGGAGCCGGCUUUGAAUGAGCCCAACCCUAUCAUCCCGUCAGCGACACUCCAGAUCACUCCGAGCCUUCUCCAUCGUACCUCGGACAACAGUCUGGGCUCUACCACUACUGCUGUAGGCUCUGACGUCAAACAGAUCGACUCCUCCGCCUCCUCCGCCCUCGAGAAAGAACAGUAUAUCUGGUCGGGAUACGAGGAUGAUGAGUACCCUGAGAAGAUUCAUGGUCCCAUCAUUCGUAACCUUCGCCAUCGAAUCUUCUCCCUGUACAGGCGUCUAUUCUCUGUGGUCUUCAUCAUCAACAUUGCCCUCCUCAUUUGGAUUCUCGUCACCAAGGACUACGAUGCCAACAGGCUCGGAGGGAUCGUCGUCGCCAAUGUCUUCAUCGGGAUUCUCAUGCGUCAGGAAGCCGUCAUCAACAUCCUCUUCGCCAUCUUUACCGGUAUUCCUUCAUCUUGGCCAUUGGCCAUCCGGCGUGUCGCUGCGCGGAUUUAUACCAUUGGUGGUAUACACUCUGGUGCCGGGGUUUCUGGGUUCUUCUGGUUGGUCGCGUUUACUGCGCAGGCUACCAAGGAAAUGAUGAAUCGUGGAAAGACAUCUGUCCGCACUGUCGCGGUGACAUAUGUCAUCUUGGCUGAAUUCCUUGGUAUUCUCAUCUUCGCCUAUCCGGCCCUCAGGAAGAAGCUACACGACACCUUCGAGAUGACUCAUCGGUUCCUCGGAUGGACUGCUCUUGCCCUAGUUUGGGUGCAAUUUAUAUCUUUGACCAUUGACUACAUGCCUGAAGGACAGACUCUCGGACAGACCCUUGUCAAGUCUCCUUACUUCUGGCUCGUCAUCAUUUUGACUGUGUCAAUUAUUUGGCCGUGGCUCCGUCUCCGCAAGGUUGAUGUCCGCUCCGAGGUUCUAUCGAAGCACGCCGUCAGAUUUUGGUUUGAUUACGGCGUCACGCCUCCUGCCGGUUCCUCCGUCCGUCUCUCCGAUGCCCCAUUGAAGGAAUGGCACGGCUUUGCCACCAUCCCAAUGCCAAAUCGCUCUGGAUAUUCCGUAGUCGUCUCCCGGGCUGGCGAUUGGACCUCCAAGCAAAUCGACAACCCGCCGACCAAGAUAUGGGUCAAGGGUGUCCCCACUUAUGGUGUCCUCAAGCUCGUCCCCAUGUUCCGUAGCAUGGUUCUCGUCGCCACGGGAUCGGGCAUUGGCCCUUGCGCUCCCAUCAUCUUCGAGAAGAAGAUCCCCAUGCGCGUUUUGUGGACUGCGCCGAAUGUCCGACAGACGUUCGGUGAUACCCUGUGCGACUCUAUCCUAGAAGCGGUUCCGGAUGCUGUGAUCUAUGACACUCGUAAACAUGGCAAGCCUGACUUGGUCAAGCUUGUGCUGAAACUCGUCAAGGAGUUUAAUCCCGAGGCAGUUGCGAUUAUUUCUAACCAGCCUCUCACAGAGAAGGUCGUCUACGCAUGUAUGAGCCGAGGGAUCCCAGCCUUUGGUGCGAUUUGGGAUUCUUGA
Coprinopsis cinerea okayama7#130 is the source of this 3060-nucleotide messenger RNA. RefSeq names its product nonribosomal peptide synthetase 12. The coding region runs from base 1 to 3060 and encodes 1019 amino acids. Lineage: Eukaryota; Fungi; Basidiomycota; Agaricomycetes; Agaricales; Psathyrellaceae. The record is from RefSeq and is a predicted model, not a curated record. The transcript has 13 exons.